Funneliformis geosporum is the source of this 459-nucleotide messenger RNA. NCBI's taxonomy places the organism in Eukaryota, Fungi, Glomeromycota, Glomeromycetes, Glomerales, Glomeraceae. The record is from the annotation of a GenBank genome assembly.
AUGUCUCAACAACCAAGCAAAAUUAACGCAAAUGCUGAAUAUGCUAGUGGCGCCGUAAAAGAUAACGUUGGAAAAUCCAUUGGCUCCGAAGAUUAUCAAGCUCAAGGCUUGGCCAACAAAGAAAAAGGAAAUAAUGAAUAUAACGUAGCUGAAUCCAAUCAAACUAAAGGACCUUCCAAAACAACGGGAAAACUUCACGCCGUAAAAGGCGCGGUAAAAGAAUCAUUAGGAUCAGCUUUAAACAAUACCUCUCUUGAACAAACCGGUGCUCAUGAACGUAGAACCGGAAAUCAACAAGUAGAAACCGCUAAAGCCGGAAAUGUCGCUGGAGGUACUACCGGCAAAGUAAAAGGGACCGUUAAGGAAAAUGCUGGUUACGUUGCAGGAAAUCCGCAAUUAGAAGCCGAAGGGAAAGGUGACAGAAUCCAAGGGGAUGCUAAAUACGAAAUUAAUAAAUAA